GAGCGAGCAGCGGAUGCUGCGAGGCGCAGGCAGGUGCUCAGUACCUGCAGUUCUGCGCGUCUAUCUGCUGCUAAAGGUGGACGCUAGUCGAUUCUCCCGAUCGAAUCGACUCGUGAUGCGGCCGACGCGAAUCCGCUUCGCGCCCUCGUGUCACACGUCACGCCGUUGCCACGCUUGCCACGAAAAACACCCCGAAACGCGGUUUCAGUGCCACCUAUUGUCUCCCCGUUUAAUCUCAUCGCCACUCUCGUUCUAUGGAUUAUGACGCAGUCGCCACUAAUGUCAUUAUGAACCAGCUCUGUAAAGUUUGCGGCGAGCCAGCUGCAGGCUUCCAUUUUGGAGCUUUUACGUGUGAAGGAUGCAAGUCCUUCUUCGGACGCACCUACAACAACAUCAGCUCGAUAUCCGAGUGCAAGAAUAAUGGAGAAUGCGUGAUAAACAAAAAAAAUCGCACUGCUUGCAAGGCGUGUCGCCUGAGGAAGUGCCUCCUGGUGGGCAUGUCAAAAUCGGGCUCGAGAUACGGAAGACGAUCCAACUGGUUCAAGAUCCACUGCCUGCUGCAGGAGCAGCAGCAGCAGCAGCAGCAGCAGGUGGCGGGUAAUAUGGCCGCCGCCGCCAACAACCUGCUACGGCCGCACCCCUACUUGAGUCCACUGUUCAACCCCUUGGCUAUGACGCACCAGCCGAUGAAUCGGCCGUCGAUGCGGGACUCCUCGUCCGACAGCGGCGCGUCUUCGGCCGACCCCGAGGACGACUGCCAACGCCCCGCCAGCGCUUUCAGCUACGCCGGCAAAUCCUCCCUCAACUCCCCCGCCAGCGACUGCAACUUCUUCGCGGGCGGGAAGACCAGCGCCACCGUAGUUCCUAGAUGGCUUCCUCCGGCGCCGUCGCCUUCGGUGCACAAAGGCGCCGCCCCCUCGAUAGCGGUAACCGCUCCCGACGACCAAGAGCAGCCCAUCGAUCUGUCGGUCAAGUCCAAGGGUGCCGCGGACGUCGAGUUGAGCGAUCACGAGGUGAGCAUCGACGUGGUAGGCCAUGAGGAUGCCGUCAAGGCCACCGGCCCUCUGGAUCUGACUCUCGUCGACCGAUAAACCACCCAUGUUGCGAAUUGAUCAGUUUUAGGUUAGUAUGGCAAAAAUAUAAACUAUUGUUUACCUUAAUCGGAUUCAUGUGCCUUGGCAAGGAAGUUAUCCUAGAUAGCACUAGUCUGCAAGAUAUUUUUGGAGGAUGAGUUUUAUCUUCAAUUGGUCCAUGACCUAGGCCCUUAAAAAUCAUUUAGGCCAAUCGGGUUAGGUCACUAUGAUAGUUCGAAUAUCCCACCUUAAUUACCUAAUUUUGGGCUGUUGAUUUCAAAAAUGCCACUCGUUUUGCCUUUGGGCGACUAGGGUUCGAAUUGCGUAAUAAAAUGCUUUGCCCAAUUAUCUUAAAAUGUAAAAUGUUUUUUGUCAAAAUUUAUUAAAUCUUGUCAUAAAAAA
Brassicogethes aeneus is the source of this 1475-nucleotide messenger RNA. NCBI's taxonomy places the organism in Eukaryota, Metazoa, Arthropoda, Insecta, Coleoptera, Nitidulidae. The record is from the annotation of a GenBank genome assembly.